CAGUACAAGUCAACGACGAACAUGGAUUUGUAUUUCGCUCUGCUUAGUUUUUUAUCAAUUUUCGUUAUAUCAGAAGCUGCUAUCGUGUUCACAGAAAGGGGAUUUGUGGAAGGAAGUGUUAGAACAACCGAAGCUGGUGUCCAAUAUCAUAGUUUUCAAGGCAUUCCUUAUGCAAGACCUCCAAUCGGUGGUUUGCGCUUCCGUGAUGCAAUACCACCAGCACAUUGGCGAUUACAGGCGCCAUUAAAUUGUACCGUAGAAGGCCCACCAUUUUGGGGUAUUGGAGCAGCUCAACCUUCCUUCGAUUCCCUUCAUGUCAAUGUUUACACAAACGAUUUAAAUCCACCGACACCCUAUCCAGUCAUGGUGUGGAUUCAUGGUGGUGGGUGGCAAAGCGGAUCUGGCGGCACACAAUUUUACGGACCUGAUUAUCUUGUUGAGCAAAAUGUGACAAUCGUUACAAUGAAUUAUCGACUUCUGGCUUUUGGUUUUCUCAGUUUAGAUGAUCCUGAUCUUUAUGUUCCGGGAAAUCAAGCAUUCAAAGAUCAACGGAUGGCUUUGAGAUGGGUUCAACGCAAUAUUGCUUAUUUUGGUGGCGAUCCCAAUCAAGUCACAUUAUUCGGGCAGUCAUCAGGUGGAGGAAGUGUUCAUUACCAUAUGAUCUCUGAAAGUUCCCGUGGACUUUUUCAUCGUGCAAUUCUUAUGGCUGGAAGUGCUUUGCAUAAUGGAUAUUCUGUAGUUCCAAGAAAUAAUUGGGCACAACGAUUAGCUUCCAGUUUAAACUUUCAGUCUACAAAUGAACGAGAAAUUUUAACAUUUUUGGAGAAUGCACCACCAGCCGAUAUUGUUCUAGCUUCAUCUCUUCUUUUAACUCAAUCGGAAAUAAAUGAUGGACUUAUUUUAGCCUUUGGACCGACUAUCGAACCUUAUGACACCGAAGGAGUCUUUUUGAACGAUGACAUCCCAACUUUAGUUCGUAAUGCAUGGGGAAAUAAUAUUAACAUGCUAAUUGGAGGAACUUCAAUGGAAACUUUAGACACACUUCAAUUUAUCAGACUUGGCGGAGCUUUCCUGGAUUUCUUCGCAAAUUUUGGUUUUUACAUCCCACGUGAAUUAGAAUUGAAUAGGACAGGAGAGGAAGCUUUAGGUCAUGCACAAAGACUGCAAGAAAAUUAUUACGGUCAAUUGAUACCAACAGUAACAAAUGCUGAUGGAAUGUUAUUCGCAUUGGCUGAUUCAUAUCUCUGGUUUCCUGCCCAUCGAACUGUCCGAUAUCGAAUGCAAUCACAACAAGACGCUCACACUUUUGUUUAUCGUUUCGAUGCUGAUUCACAAAACAACGUCUUCAGGGAAAUUUUGGUUGGAGUUGAUCUGUAUCGUCAACCAACGCAUGGUGAUGAUUUGGCACAUUUGUUCAAAACAGUUCUUCAUAUGCCGAGAGUGAACAUGAAUCAACUUUCACUUAACACACUCAAUUUGAUGGUUUCACUUUUCACGAACUUUGCUAAGACAGGAAAUCCUAAUGACGAUCCAGAAAAUCCAUUUUGGUAUUCUAUUGAACAGUUUCAGGAAGCAGGCAAUCUAGAACAAGAUGUUUACUUAGUUGGUUAUAAUAUUAAAGAGAAUAGCACAUCAUUCGGCACACUUCCCGAAGCUGCAACAGUACGAACUCAUGAUGUUGUUUUUGGAGCAGUUGCCUUAAGCAAUGCUGAGACUUUUCUAACACUUGGCAUCAUAAAAUUGUCGUUACUCGUUGCCAUGAAAUAUCUCGCGUUUUAAAGGAUUUUUUUCUUAUAAAAAUUCAGUUUACAAGCUUAUUUAAUGGGAAGAAUGAAUGUCAAAUUUAAGUAUCUUAAGAUCUAAGAUUCUUUACAAAGUUUGGAAAAAAAGAGAAUAAUAAAAAGAAAUUGAGAAAUUGAAGCAUUUCAAUUGAACUUCAAACGGAACA
Messenger RNA from Clunio marinus, 1948 nucleotides. NCBI's taxonomy places the organism in Eukaryota, Metazoa, Arthropoda, Insecta, Diptera, Chironomidae. The record is from the annotation of a GenBank genome assembly.